AUGGGUGCAACUUGCUCGAAUAUUAAAAACCAAAAUGUAUUUAACAUCAUGGAACUACCUUAUAAGUAUAGAUAUUGAAAUACUUAGUAUUCAUGUGAUGGCAUACAUCUGGUCUGAUAAUGGACAUAAUUUAUUUGAUUAUGAGAGUGAUUCCCUUGUAAAAAAAUCAAUUGAUUUUGAUUUCUAAGGUAUUUCCCAUAAAUAUAUAAGGAAGAGUGGUUUAAUUGGAUAGAGAUAUUUUGGCUUUAACAAAAAAUGUAAGAUUAUUUAGAUAAUUAUAAAGGAAGUAGUAAGAAAUUAAAGAGAAAUUUUUGAGUUUCGCAGUAAUCAAAAAUAUAUUGAAUUAUAUAAUUCUAAGAUUGAAAAUGCUUUCUGGAAAGUCAUUCGUCCUAUUUAGGCAUCAGAUUUACCUACUCUGGAUCGUCAAAAAUUAAUGAUAAAUUCAACAAUAAAAUUAGGAAGAGUCAAGUUAACAGUUCUUGAUUAUAGCUUUGCUUAUGAAUAUGAUGAUGGUGGAGUACCUGAUGAAUUAGAUGAAAAAAAUAACUUAAAUGAUAGUGAAUGUGUAGAAGGAUAAGUAUAAUGCAGAUUUUGUCUAAGCAAAUUGGCAAAAUUAGAAAAUCCUUUUAUUAGUCCAUGUAAAUGUAUGGGUUCCAUUAAAUUUAUUCAUUUAAAAUGUUUACAAAGUUGGAUUAAUAGUCAAUUAAAAACAAAAACAUAAAAUGGAGUAACUUUAUAUUAUUGGAAGAGUAUGAAAUGUGAAUUAUGUAAAACAAUGUAUAAAAGUAAAUGUUUAAUUUAUAAAUGAUAGCAUCAUUUAAAUUUAAGUCAAUUUAAUAUAAUAUAUGUGAUAUAAAUAAACCUAAAGAACCUUAUUUAUUAUUACAAAUAAAUCAUAGUGAUAAAAAUAAAGAAUAAGGUUUAUAUGUAAUUGAUAUCAAAACAAGAGAUACCAUUAAAAUAGGAAGAACAUAAGAUUGUGAUAUAAAAUUACAUGAUAUUUCAGUAUCUAGACAUCAUGCUAGUGUAUUAGUUAAUCAUUAAGAAUAAUCCUUUUAUAUAGAAGAUAAUUGUUCAAAAUUUGGAACAUUAGUAUUAGCUUAGGAUGAAGAUUUGUAAAUUCAAUUAAAUUCUCCAAAAAGAUUAGCAUUAUAAGUAGGUAGAAUUGUAAUAGUUGUAACUAUUGAAAAAAAAAUAAAUAAAAAAAAGUAUGUAAUUAUGAUAUUAAUUUUAUAGAAUAAACAAAUAUAGAGUGCCUGCAUAAUUUGAAGUUUUUAGAUAAUUUAGAUAACAUGAAGAUGAUGUAGAAAUAUAAUCUGUUGAACAAUAAUAACAAUCAGAUGUUGAAGAUAUUUUAAUUAAUGAUCCAACAUUUGAUAGAGAUUAAGAUAUGAGUAAAUUUAAAAAUAUGAACUUUUUAACUGGAAGUAUUAUUUAAAGAGAGUAAUAGUGA
Molecule: messenger RNA, 1453 nt
Organism: Paramecium primaurelia
Lineage: Eukaryota; Ciliophora; Oligohymenophorea; Peniculida; Parameciidae
Source: the annotation of a GenBank genome assembly